Scatophagus argus is the source of this 623-nucleotide messenger RNA. RefSeq names its product ribosomal protein S23 (gene rps23). Gene Ontology annotation, cellular component: ribosome; cytosolic small ribosomal subunit. The record is from RefSeq and is a predicted model, not a curated record. Gene Ontology annotation, molecular function: structural constituent of ribosome. The transcript has 4 exons. NCBI's taxonomy places the organism in Eukaryota, Metazoa, Chordata, Actinopteri, Scatophagidae. Gene Ontology annotation, biological process: translation. The coding region runs from base 150 to 581 and encodes 143 amino acids.
CACUAAAAAUGUGUACGAGAAAUUACCGGUCGUGUGAUGAUUUCAUACAGGCAUUUUCUGUAGCCAGGCCCGGAUGAGGUCCUUCGACUAGACAUUGCCGCGGUGCAUCCUGGUUCCUUCCUUUCCAUCCCAGGCUCGCUUCUGCAAUCAUGGGAAAGUGUCGUGGUCUGCGCACAGCCAGGAAGCUCCGUAACCACCGCCGUGAGCAGAAAUGGCACGAUAAACAGUACAAGAAGGCUCAUCUGGGCACUGCCCUGAAGGCUAACCCCUUCGGAGGAGCCUCCCACGCCAAAGGCAUCGUCCUUGAGAAAGUUGGUGUUGAGGCUAAGCAGCCCAACUCUGCCAUCAGGAAGUGUGUGAGAGUUCAGCUCAUCAAGAACGGCAAGAAGAUCACCGCCUUCGUCCCCAAUGACGGUUGCCUCAACUUCAUCGAGGAGAACGAUGAGGUUCUGGUGGCAGGAUUUGGACGUAAAGGUCACGCCGUGGGUGACAUUCCUGGUGUACGUUUUAAGGUGGUCAAGGUGGCCAACGUGUCUCUGCUGGCACUCUACAAAGGCAAGAAGGAGAGACCAAGGUCAUAAACAGCUGAGGCAGAAAAUAAAAUAAACACAUUUUCAAUUACA